This is a messenger RNA of Trifolium pratense (red clover), 948 nucleotides long. Its product is annotated as ras-related protein RABD1-like. The record is from RefSeq and is a predicted model, not a curated record. Bases 151 to 756 code for a protein of 201 amino acids. Gene Ontology annotation, molecular function: GTP binding; GTPase activity. The transcript has 7 exons. Lineage: Eukaryota; Viridiplantae; Streptophyta; Magnoliopsida; Fabales; Fabaceae.
AUUUGAGUACUUAAAGGAAAAGAAAAAGAAAAAGAAAAAGAAAAGAAAGGGUAUUUGUAUUUAGCGGCGAGGGGAGGGGAGGGGAAGGGAAGAGUAUAGAAUUGGGAAAGAAUAUUGAAUUGAAGAAGACGAAGACCACAUUCAUUCAUUAUGAGCAACGAAUACGAUUACCUGUUUAAGCUUCUGAUAAUCGGAGACUCCUCCGUUGGAAAGUCAUGUUUGCUUCUCAGAUUUGCGGAUGACUCGUAUGAUGACAACUACAUUAGUACCAUCGGAGUCGAUUUCAAAAUCAGAACUGUGGAACAACAAGGGAAAACCGUCAAGCUGCAGAUUUGGGAUACCGCUGGACAGGAGCGAUUCCGGACUAUAACUAGCAGUUAUUAUAGAGGAGCUCAUGGAAUCAUUAUUGUUUAUGAUGUCACUGACAUGGAAAGUUUCAACAAUGUCAAGCAGUGGUUGCAUGAAAUUGAUCGUUAUGCAAAUAACACUGUAUGCAAGCUUCUUGUUGGGAAUAAAUGUGAUCUCAUUGACAACAAACUUGUUCACACACAGACUGCCAAGGCAUUUGCAGAUGAGCUUGGCAUCCCUUUCCUUGAGACAAGUGCUAAAGACUCCAUCAAUGUGGAGCAGGCUUUCUUAACUAUGGCAGCAGAGAUUAAGAACAAGAUGGGAAGCCAACCAACUGGUAGUAAGUCUUCUGAAUCUGUUCAGAUGAAGGGGCAACCAAUCCCACAGAAGAGCAAUUGUUGUGGUUAGGUUGAACUUGUAAAUUUCCAUCUCUUUUUUAACUCUUAUAGUAAAAUAGAGAGACCGUGUUUCUUUAAUCUGUUAUGACAUGGAUGUUUCGGUCACUGCCAAAAUACCAUCUAUUUAAUCCUUGGAUAAUAUAGUUUCUGACUCUUAUGGUGACUACUCAAAUUUAGAGUGAAUAGGAAGCAAUUUCUUAUA